AUGUUUGACACAAUGAUGCAGCAAGCCGUAUCGAUCAAAGCAGAACCGGACUGGAGUGACCUUUUGGUACCGGAGCCGGAUAAUCGCGCGCAAUAUGCACUCGAGAACGUUAUUCGCCAGCAACAGCAACAACAAUUGUUGCAACAGCAGCAGCAACAACAACAGCAGCAGCAACAACAACAACAACAGCAGCAGCAUCACCAACAACAACAACAGCAGCAGCAGCAACAACAGCAGCAGCAGCAGCAGCAGCAGCAGCAAUAUCAUUUGCGCAACGGCGGUGGCGGUGGAAAUCUGACGCAAAAUGCGAAUAAUCCAGCCGCGAUCGUAAACGGGGCUGCGGCCGGUUCAAGCGCUAGCCAGCAGUCGGGCGGAGCCGCCAGUGAAGACAACGAACCGCUGGACAUCAUCGAAGCGAUCGGUGAUUCGGAUGACAACGAUUUUGCUGAAGCGGAAUCGCUGACACUGCAGCAGUACAAGAAAGAUGAAAAGCUGUGCGAUUACUACCGCCGGAUGCCGGUGCUGUACGACAAAAGCCACCCGCACUACAAGUUCCAGUCGAAGAAGGAGAAGGCCUGGCGCGAACUGAGCCGGCUGUGCGAGAUGGAUGUGGAGCAGUGCAAGAAGCGCAUGACCUACUUCCGGUGCCGGUUCACGGUCGAGCGGCGCAUCAUGAAGAAUGGCGUCAACUGCAGCGAGUGGCCACUGCUCGAGAAGCUCAAGUUUCUCAACAAACACAUCAAAAUCCGGAGACCGCGUGCCCCGAACGGCGAACCGGACGAUACUGAUGAUGAGACUAACCCAAUGAACAUUCUGCGGAAGCGGCAGCGUGAACAGCAAGAGGACGUAAAGGACGAUCUGCACGCCUAUCUCGACCUGCAGCAGAUGGCAGUGGCGGCCCAAAACUCCCAAGCUCAACUCCACUACCAGCAGCACUUGAAGCUGCAGGGCCAUGGUCCGUUCGGUGCACCGCCCGGUGCCGGCUUCCCGUCCGCCCACGAUCCCAUGUCUCUGCAUCACCUGCAGCCACCGCACCCGCACCAGCGCGACCAUCAGCUGCCGCCACCGCACAGUAAUCAGCCGGGCGGUGGCGGUUCCUCGCAACCCGGUGGACCCGGCCAGCAGCAGGUGCCUCACUCGACGCCACUCGGCGCCAGCCAUCACCAUCAUCACCCGUUCGGGCGAGGCGGAAUGCCGGGUUCGGCCGGUGGUGGCCACCAUCAGCAUCAUCAUCCCCACGUACCGGGCGGUGCGUCCGGUAGUGCGGCUGCGGCCGCUCUACAGCACGGUGCGGGUGGUGGCGCCGGUUCCGGUCACCCGCAUCAUCACCAGCAACCGACACCGGUCGAGUCGCCGAUACCGGCCGCCAUGUCCAACGUGGAGGUGUCGUACGGUUUGCCGAAGCGAGCCCGCGUCAGCUACGACGGCGAUGAAGCCUCGCUGUCCAACUUUAACCUCAACCGCACGGUCAAGUAUCAGAACAAUCUGGAACAUCAGGCCCACCUGGACGAGCACGGUGCGUACGGACUGUACGUGGGCGAAGUGCUGCGCAAGCUACCGGAACGAAUAUCCUCGCUAACCUCGCUCAAGAUCAUGCAGCUGCUGUACGAGGCCCAGGUGCAGUCAUUCGAUGCCGCCCCGCCCGCCACCCCAAAACCUUCCUCCCAGUCGAAGGUUGGCAACGGCGAACAGCAGAGCAAUGGUACGGUGGGCGGUGGAGCGGGAGCGGCCACUUCUUCCUCCGGCAGCCUUCCGAACGGUGGUGGCGCCACCAGUGUCGCCUCGUCCGAGGGUGGCCGCCAGUCGACGGAGAGCGCAGAAUCGAUGAGCAACAAGGACUAGGCCAUAGCCCUCCCGUCCACUGCCGCUUGCCCACCACCUACCCCGUCGUCGGCGUCCCUGGUGCACUGGUG
Molecule: messenger RNA, 1913 nt
Organism: Anopheles marshallii
Lineage: Eukaryota; Metazoa; Arthropoda; Insecta; Diptera; Culicidae
Exons: 3
Coding region: 1-1842 (613 amino acids)
Biological process (GO): regulation of transcription by RNA polymerase II
Cellular component (GO): nucleus; transcription regulator complex
Source: RefSeq, a predicted model, not a curated record